CUAAGAUUGGACAAGUACCGAGAUGUUGACGCCGCCGUCGACCAAUGCUGCUGGAUCAGCAAGUACCGAUGUAGACAACCAGCUUGACGAGCUUCGGCGAUUGUUGGACGAGAACAAAGAAAUUCUUAAUAAAAAGGGAACCAACAUGAACAUCAUGUCCACCAGAAUUGAUAGAAUAGUGAAUAGCGAUAAGGAGACUGGAGACUUGUUGCGCGAGAUCCACGGUCAGCUUGAAUUGAUGUUGGAGGAGUACGAGGGGACGGUUCCGAGACAGAAUAACGAAGUAUUUCCAUCAAGUUAUCAACCGCAAGAAUUGAAAGAGAAGGUGGAAUCAUCACCACAGGAAAACUUAGUUGGAGUUAGGGAUGACCUCGACCAAGCAUCUGGCAAGAUGAGUCCCCAAAUCACUCAAGAUUUCCAGUCAAUUUUAGAGUCGGUUAAACAACUAGCCAAUUCGCUUCCCAUGACGUCUACGAAUGUUAAUAAUCUUAACGAGCUAAUAUCGCUGAUAGACCUUGGUAUCUCAGCAUUUAAGUAAUCAAGUUUUUUUAUUCAAAUAUAUACAAG
Molecule: messenger RNA, 567 nt
Organism: Hyphopichia burtonii NRRL Y-1933
Lineage: Eukaryota; Fungi; Ascomycota; Pichiomycetes; Serinales; Debaryomycetaceae
Exons: 1
Coding region: 23-538 (171 amino acids)
Source: RefSeq, a predicted model, not a curated record